UAGAAUUUGAUUCAGUACCAUUUUACUCACUAUCGCACUCGUUUCUGUACUCUUCUGGUUUCCCUCAGUUCUCCGUCUGCUUUCCAAGCCCAAGACGGGGUUGAUCCUUCUCUACUGGAGAAGUGCAUGUGCUCGACGGUAUCACCCACAAGUUCAGUCGAGCUUCAUUUCUGCAAGACUUGACUCGGGUGAUCAGAUCUGCCGGCACAAAAAAAUUAUACGCCACUAGUAUAUUCUGCGGUAAAAUGUCAAUUUCCGAACCCCGUACCAAUCAGCGUCCCCGUCCACAGCCGCCGGAGCCCGAUAACAGGGCAACACUACCGUCUUCUUGGGCCAAGAGGACCGGGUUUAAGCCCAAGUUCUCUGGCGAGACCAAUGCCAGCGAUUCUGGUCAGAUAACCUUGCAACCCAAGCCAAGAGCUCAAGCCAACCCGGAUCUUGAAGCUGGUCGGGCAAGGUCAUCGCCGGUCGUGAAUGGUGAGGCCGGAGGUGAGAAGGUCGAACCAUCGCUGAAUAAGGAACACAAUGUGAAGUUCAGGGAUCCUGAAGGAGCGCCCAAACUCUCGGUUCCUGGUACCAAUGCGCAGGCACCUGUAAUGCUGGCGGACAAGUCGUCGAAGCCGCGGAGUUCGAGAAGGCACGACCAAGCGAUUGAUGUCUUGCCUCAGGUUGUGGAUGAGAGUGGGCUAGCGUCUAGGCAGUCGCGAAUGAAAUAUGAGCUCCGGGAUUCUCCUGGUCUUGUUCCCAUUGGUCUGUACGGUAUGCAACAUUACAUUUCUAUGUUCGGUUCGUUGAUUGUCAUUCCUCUCGUCAUCGUUCCUGCCAUGGGAGGUGCUCAAGAGGAUACGUCUGCGGUGGUAUCUACAGUGCUCUUCAUGUCGGGAGUGACUACACUCUUGCAUACUACUUUUGGGUCCAGGUUGCCCCUUGUUCAGGGCCCGUCUUUUGUUUAUCUGGCUCCAGCUCUGGCAAUAAUCAACUCCCCGGAGUUUCAGGGAUUGAAUGGAAAUAAAUUCAAGCAUAUAAUGAAAGAGCUACAGGGGGCUAUUAUUAUCGGAUCAGCUUUUCAGGCUUUACUUGGCUAUACUGGACUCAUGUCCUUCUUGGCACGGUUGAUCAAUCCCAUGGUUGUAUGCUCAACGGUUGCUGCCGUUGGACUUUCAUUUUAUAGCUAUGGUUUUCCUGUAGUUGGCAAAUGUCUCGAGAUUGGUGUAGUACAGAUAUUAGUCGUUAUUGUUUUCUCUCUUCAUCUCCGCAAGAUAUCUGUUCUUGGUCACCGUGUAUUUCUAAUAUUUGCAGUUCCUUUGGGUCUGGCAAUCACAUGGGCGACUGCUUUCUUGUUGACUGAAGCAGGAGCUUAUAGCUACGAAGGUUGUGAUAUAAACAUACCUGCCUCUAAUAUGGUAUCAUACCACUGCAGAAAGCACGUCUUGAGGAUGAAGCAUUGUCGAGUUGAUACUUCUCAUGCGUUGAAAUCUUCCCCAUGGUUUAGAUUUCCUUAUCCACUGCAAUGGGGCACUCCUGUCUUCCACUGGAAAAUGGCUGCUGUAAUGUGUGUGGUAUCCCUUGUCUCAUCAGUUGAUUCGGUAGGCUCGUACCAUGCAUCUUCAUUACUGGUAGCAUCCAGACCUCCAACUCCUGGAGUUCUUAGUCGAGGAAUUGGUUUGGAGGGACUUUCUAGUUUAUUGGCUGGCCUCUGGGGAACUGGAACUGGAUUUACCACACUAACAGAAAAUGUUCACACAAUUGCCGUGACUAAAAUGGGAAGCCGCAGGGCAGUUGAAUUGGGUGCUUGCUUUCUGAUAGUGUUGUCCCUUGUUGGCAAGGUCGGGGGGUUCAUUGCUUCAAUUCCUGAAGUGAUAGUUGCUGCUCUCCUGUGCUUUAUGUGCGCAAUGCUCACUGCUCUGGGCUUGUCAAAUCUACGUUAUAGUGAGGCUGGAAGCUCUCGCAAUGUUAUCAUUAUUGGGUUAUCAUUGUUUCUCUCUCUUUCCGUAGCUGCCUACUUUGAACACUAUGGCAUAGCCCCAAAUUCCAACUUGUCCGUGCCAAGUUAUUUUCAACCCUACAUUGUAGCUUCCCACGGGCCUUUUCAGAGCAGAUAUGCGGGGUUGAACUAUGUGGGGAACACGCUUUUAUCGCAACACAUGGUGACAGCGUUUGUGGUGGCUGUUAUUCUGGAUAAUACAGUACCUGGGAGCAUGCAAGAACGUGGGGUGUACGAUUGGACUGAAGCCGAGGCUGCUAGAAGUGAGCCUUCUGUCUCUAAAGACUAUGGAUUGCCCUUCCGAGUUGGUAAGGUUUUUAGGUGGGUGAAAUGGGUUGGGCUCUGAAACGCCAUAUUUGUUGGCCCAUCAAAAUCACGUCCUCUUUGAGGGACACCCAUUCUUAUGACAUGAAUCAUCAUCUUCAUGAGCUCAAUGACAGACAGCAUUCUGGAAAUUUCUGGUGCGGGAUGAGAUGUCUUAGUAAAGUGGGUUUUGUGGUGAGAUUGAAGAGGGAUCUGAUUCCAGCUGUCAUUCGCUAGAUUAGCCACGUGUCGAAUUUUCAUCCUUCAAAAUGUCCAGGAUGAUUUUUUUUGCUUGCUUUGUGGCGGGCUUCCAUUAAUCAUCCUUGUUACGUGUAUAUAUUAUAUAUUAUAUUUUCAAGGUCAACUCUUUCGGGGUUUGAUGCAAUUUCAUCAUCUUAGGUUUAACUUUCUAUCAGUUGCAAGACGAAUUUCAUUGUAAAUUACAUUCGGUACAUUUUGGUAUGUUUUGUGAAAGUUAUUGAAUUAUCACGAAAA
Messenger RNA from Prosopis cineraria, 2782 nucleotides. Its product is annotated as nucleobase-ascorbate transporter 12-like. Gene Ontology annotation, biological process: transmembrane transport. Gene Ontology annotation, molecular function: transmembrane transporter activity. The coding region runs from base 246 to 2330 and encodes 694 amino acids. The record is from RefSeq and is a predicted model, not a curated record. Gene Ontology annotation, cellular component: plasma membrane. The transcript is spliced from 10 exons. Lineage: Eukaryota; Viridiplantae; Streptophyta; Magnoliopsida; Fabales; Fabaceae.